Messenger RNA from Prunus dulcis (almond), 1541 nucleotides. RefSeq lists its product as uncharacterized. The coding region runs from base 456 to 1175 and encodes 239 amino acids. Lineage: Eukaryota; Viridiplantae; Streptophyta; Magnoliopsida; Rosales; Rosaceae. The record is from RefSeq and is a predicted model, not a curated record. The transcript is spliced from 8 exons.
CAAACGGUACCAGUACAGAACCUGCUACAGUACCGGACUGUUUUAAAAAAUUUCUUUUUUCUGCUCCCUUCUCCUUCUGGUUCGCAUCAGCCUCCCCCCUGCGCUGUUACUAUUCAUCCGACCUAUUUUUGGGUCGCCACCACCACCUCCGACCACCAAACUCGACAAGGUUGGUACCAAAAGAACCAGCGCGACGUCACCUUCCCAUCCCGACCCUUCUCCGGCCCAGCCGCCACUGUAUCUCGCCGGAAUUCGCAAACAUAGGGCCGGUUUUACCCAUAACUUCACGGAGUUCGUUCAAGCGAUUCCGACUACCAAAUCUUGCGAUCUAGAACGAAUUUGUUUACCUCUAAAAUCUCAAAAUUCAAACGCAUUUUGUAAGCGGCCACGCCUAGCACUGCAAGCUUCGACAAGCCCAAAUCGCCGGCCGGUCAGUGCAGAAUUUACCAGUUCAAAUGGCAAGAAAAAGAGCUAAGAAAACUGUAAAACAAGUUGCCUUGUCACCAGGGACCGAUUUCAAUGUUGCAGAGGAAAAGGAGCCCCAGAAUGCGAAACAAGAAGCUCAAUUCACAGACCCAGAUGUUGAGCGGCAAAUUUCUGCCAUUAGGGCUAUUCGUGAUGUUGAGACUGAACAUCUCCUGACUAAUUUGCGUUUGCUUCGCUCCUACUUCAACAAGGAACAGCAGCGAACCCCUCUAUUGCAAUAUUUUAAAGAGAACUUUCAAAACCUGUUGAAUGUAAGAAAUGGAGAAAAUGGACAAAUGGAAGUGCAAUGGAUUGAUAAAGAUGGCAAUGUAUCCAUGAAUGAUGGAAUGGAUUUACAUGAGACUCUUCUUCGCCGGUUGUCCAUUGCUUAUUCUGGUUGUUCAGCAGCAAUUCCAUCUCUUGGUGGCUUUGAGUUUUCUAGUAAAGCAGAUAAAACAAGCCUUCUGGGUGUUGAUAAUCCGCAGAUCAGCGACUUUGGUUUAGAGGAGCCAUUUGAUAGUCUGAUGCUAGGGAAGCAAGAUACUCUCCAAACUCCUGGGGUGAGUAGCCAGAGGCUGUCUAUUGGGAUGACACCCAAGACGCGAAGGCUCCCAAAGCCUGGGGAGAUGCUCUUAUCUGUCCAUGGCUCACCCCUUGGUGUUUACAAGGAAGACAACAUGGAAGCCAUACAUGAGUCGGAAGAGGGAUGACUGACUUGAAAUGGCUCAAGUGGUCAAUCAGGAUUCAUAACCGUGCAUUACUUGCCAAUCCAAGGUUCUCUAAUUUACUUCUAGCAUUGUGCUAACAAUCACUGUAGUGCCUGAAAAUGCUCUUGUAUCAUUCUACUGACACCUUUGAGAUUGGAUUUAUGUGAAAUAUAUUCUAUCAUUUUCCUGUAUAUAAUUCAUAUGUAAUUUUCGUCAUUUGUUUUAGUAAUUUCCCAAGAGAAUCGAACAUGGUCAUGAACGUUGAUUUAAGCCAGAGCAUAGUGAUAGACUACUCGGUUUUACUCUCAAUUCAUUUCUAUACACCAACAUUGCUUUGAUUUUUGCUUCUUAGUCAUUCAAAUGUAGUCA